CAUCCUUCAUAUCCUUUCCCAGAACGAUCUUCGGGCCAUCUACUUGAUAAGGUCGCGCAUGCUUCGUGGAGCUCCCCAGCGGAAGACAAAGCAUUGCGCAUCACUGGACGAGUCAAUCUCACAGUCUGAAGGAAUGAGGCUGCGAAAUCGGCUCCACAUAUUGAGGCAACGAUGGCAUACCAUCCCUUAUGGAACAUCGGACCUCGGUCGUCGAUCACCAACAAACCAGCUGCCACAUGAAUGACUGUAUCUGUUUUAUGGGUUUUUUUUCAUUUUUUUUUCUCGCUAUCACUGGGGUAAGGUCGCGAUUUCUUUCUCUAGUAAGGCUCCCGUCUAGGUGGAGACCUCGAGAUUCUCUUUCAUCCAACUUAUUUAGACGGCAAUUACGGCAGAUGGAAGCUUCGUUCAAGGCUUCCACAGUACUACUACUUCCUUUCGGUAUUUAUAUCAUCUUUCUGAAACAUGAUACUUAUCAGGUUCACCUGUGGCGAUCAUCCGUGCUGAUCUCUCAGGGACGUAUUUGCGCGCACCUACUCAUCCAGGAUCGACAGGAACGAUGCCAAAAAUUUGGUCUCCCAUGGAACCACUACCGGUUGCCUCUACGGAGUACCUUCUGUGGCCCACACCCCUAGUCUCAAUAUGCUCUCAUCCCAAAAGUUUCGCGAAUCGCUUUUGGUAAUAGGGUUCGCAAUGCCGGGUGUUUACCGAUCAAUCCACAUAGCAGUACUAGAGAAGUAGUCUGUUCCUGAUCUCAUUACUCUAGAGCAGGGGGCGCUGCCCCCCCUUGGGUCCCCAGGGUGCCCUGGAAGGUUUUGU
This is a messenger RNA of Aspergillus alliaceus, 816 nucleotides long. RefSeq lists its product as uncharacterized. The transcript has a single exon. NCBI's taxonomy places the organism in Eukaryota, Fungi, Ascomycota, Eurotiomycetes, Eurotiales, Aspergillaceae. The record is from RefSeq and is a predicted model, not a curated record. The coding region runs from base 189 to 632 and encodes 147 amino acids.